AUGGCCACAGAAAUUACAACCCCGACUACAACCACAGAAGCUACAACUCCGUCACCGAAAAAUACUACAGACGUUACGACAACAGAAAUGAUCCCUGAAACUACAACACCUGCAAUAACCACAAAAGUUACAUCUAGGCUACAACCUGCAAUAAACCACAGAGGCCUACAACUUCCUGAAGUAAUAACCACAGAGGCUACAACCCCUGAAAUAACCACAGAGGCUACAACUCCUGAAAUAACCACAGAGCGCUACAACCCUGCAAUAACCACAGAGGCUACAACCCCUGAAAUAACCAGAGAGGCUACAACUGCCAAUAACCACAGAGCUGAACACCUAACACAGAGAGGCUACAACCCUGAAAUAGACACAGAGGCUACAACCCCUGAAAUAACCACAGAGGCUACAACCCAACCACAGACAACCCCUGAAAUAGCCAGAGAGGCUACAACUGCAAUAACCACAGAGGCUACAACUCCUGAAAUAACCACAGAGGCUACAACCCCUGAAAUACAGAGAGCUACAACCCCUGAAAUAACCACAGAGGCUACAACCCCUGAAACAACAGAAGCUACAACCCCUGAAAUAACCACAGAGGCUACAACCCCUGAAAUAACCACCAGACUACAACUCCUGAAAAUAACCACAGAGGCUACAACCCCUGAAAUAACCACAGAGGCUACAACCCCUGAAAUCAGAGACUACAAAAUAACCACAGAGGCUACAACCCCUGAAAUAACACAGAGACUACAAACCCCUGAAAUAACCACAGAGGCCCUUACAACCCCUGAAGAAUACAACCCCUGA
Messenger RNA from Penaeus vannamei (Pacific white shrimp), 807 nucleotides. NCBI's taxonomy places the organism in Eukaryota, Metazoa, Arthropoda, Malacostraca, Decapoda, Penaeidae. The record is from RefSeq and is a predicted model, not a curated record.